Peniophora sp. CBMAI 1063 is the source of this 1002-nucleotide messenger RNA. Lineage: Eukaryota; Fungi; Basidiomycota; Agaricomycetes; Russulales; Peniophoraceae. The record is from the annotation of a GenBank genome assembly.
AUGACUCGUUAUACGAACUUGGGCCGCAAGCGCUCCUAUGUCGACGCUGGCAUGAACUACCGUGAAAACGCAAGCUCCCAAGCUGCCUCUACUUCCGCCUCUGCCUCUGCGCCGACCGACGCGCCACCUACUACAGACGCAGACCCCUCCGACCCCGCCGCCGGGACUUCCGGAACAUCUGGACCGCCGAAGAAGAAAAAGAGGCGCGGAAAAGCCAGUAAUGAGAAGCGCGAGGCGAAGAGGGUAGGCGGUGAAGGGGAAGGUGAAAAGGGGGAGGAAAGUGAUGGAGGGGAUGAGGACGAGGAUAAGGGCGUAAAGGCAGCGGACAAGCCCUCGGCCUCAGUGGAGACCGGCGAAAAGCCUGAAUCAAAUAAGGCGAAGAAGUUGAGGCUGUUCAAGGAGAAGCAGAAGGCGAAGCGCAAAAAAGAUGAUGCCGACCGUGCGGCUGCAUCGGAAAAGAGACGUCUGAAGCGCAUAGCAGAGCGCCAUGCGAAUAAAGUGUGCUUCGCUUGUAGAGAGAUGGGCCAUGCAGCGCAACUAUGCCCGAAUGUCAAGCCGGAAGACCAAGCUAAGGGCGCGAACCCUGCUGGUAUCUGCUAUCGGUGUGGCUCAACAAGGCAUACGCUCGCGAGGUGUAGGAAACCGGAGAACGCGAAGAACCCUAUGCCGUUCGCUUCUUGCUUCGUAUGCUCAGAACAGGGUCAUCUCGCGUCGGGCUGUCCGCAGAAUAAAAAGACAACGCAUCUGGCUAUCAACUGCCCUAUGCGCCAGACCGACCCGGGCUUGGUGACGGCUGUCUUUGGCAUUGGACGCGAGGCUGGCGCCGAUGAAGACGACUUCCACACGUUCAAGCGCAAGAACGUUGAAGUCGAUCGUGAGGUUCAGAGCGUGGAGAAGAGGAUGAAGAUGGCCGCUGUUCGCGUUGGAAAGCAUACAGGCGCCGCACAAGUCUUUGGACCGGCUCCUGCACCUGUAAAGCCGAAGAAGGUCGUGACUUUCUAG